AUGGUUUUUGGGAACAUUCUAGGCGACCUUAACACUGGUGACCCUAUGACAGCCCGCGGCGACAUCAUGGACCCCCAGCCCUCCCCGGCUACCAACGACACUAGUACCAGCGAGCGGUGCCUGAAGUCCACCCCCAUUGGCUUGGCCCAUCUCCCCGGUUGGACCUGGAUCAUCAACGAGCGUGGGUACGCCAACACCGUGGAGAUCAGCACCGGUCCCAGACCUGCCACCCCAGAGGGCCCCUCGAAGACAUCACCAACGAGCAGCGCGACGGACGCCACGGCAGACGGCCAACCAGCCGUGGCACCUGGUGUCUACGGAGUUCUAUACCGCCUAGACCCCAGCGACGAGGCAAACUUAGACUCCUACGAAGGAGUCCCGUAUUCCUAUGAGCGCCAAUUCGUCGAAGCAAUCUGGGUCGAAGGUCCGGACGCUCAGAAGGGCCAGAAGGUCGAUGUUCUUGCCUACGUCGACUACCUGCGAGUCACGCCCGGUGCGCCUAAGCUGGAGUAUGUCGCCAGAAUGAGUCAUCUCAAACGCGUCCGGAGCAACCAUGCAAAACUGUCAACUACUCGCGCUGAUAACAGUCACUCGCCGAGCAGUGGUACCGCCGCCUUGGAUAUAGAGCCUUGGGGUGUACCGCCGCCCAUCGCUGACGAAGUGGAUGCUUUGAUUGUGUUGAACGGAGACAGCGUCCCCACAAAGCCGCCCCCUGCUCGACACAGAUGCACCUGGAAGCUCGCAUGUAUCGGAACCGUCCGCGGCAGGAAAUGA
Anthostomella pinea is the source of this 774-nucleotide messenger RNA. The record is from the annotation of a GenBank genome assembly. NCBI's taxonomy places the organism in Eukaryota, Fungi, Ascomycota, Sordariomycetes, Xylariales, Xylariaceae.